AUGACAACUUUUAACUACAAUACUCUCUACAUGAGGUUUGAUAUCGAGCCUAUUCGUACUCGUCCUAGUGUUAUCUUUGAGACGCCAACGUCUAAAAAUAAAAAGAGACGUCGCGAUGAUGUGGAAUAUUUGUGGGUUGUUGAAGAUGGGUCUAGCAAGAAGCUGAGGGCUACAAACGCCGCAUUGAAAGGCUUUGCAUAG
Penicillium angulare is the source of this 201-nucleotide messenger RNA. RefSeq lists its product as uncharacterized. The record is from RefSeq and is a predicted model, not a curated record. The transcript has 2 exons. NCBI's taxonomy places the organism in Eukaryota, Fungi, Ascomycota, Eurotiomycetes, Eurotiales, Aspergillaceae. The coding region runs from base 1 to 201 and encodes 66 amino acids.